Molecule: messenger RNA, 3978 nt
Organism: Clarias gariepinus (North African catfish)
Lineage: Eukaryota; Metazoa; Chordata; Actinopteri; Siluriformes; Clariidae
Product: gastrula zinc finger protein XlCGF17.1-like
Exons: 4
Coding region: 99-3359 (1086 amino acids)
Biological process (GO): regulation of transcription by RNA polymerase II
Cellular component (GO): nucleus
Molecular function (GO): RNA polymerase II cis-regulatory region sequence-specific DNA binding; DNA-binding transcription factor activity, RNA polymerase II-specific
Source: RefSeq, a predicted model, not a curated record
GGAGACUGUUUGAAGAGACUGAAUUAAAACGAUCAGCUUGUUGUGUCUGAGAGACGAUCAUCAUUUACCAAGUCUUUCCUUCAAAAUGAAGGUUAAAUAUGAGAAGUACUGAGAAGGCAUUAUUUGUUCCAAACACAUCUCGUGAAGAAAUGAAAAGGCAAAAUUACCGGUGUUCAGAUUAUGGGAAGAUAAUUAGUUACCAAAGUAAUCUGAAGAAAGAUCAGCAAGUUCACAUGGGAGAGAAGCCGUAUCCCUGCUCACAGUGCAGGAAGAGUUUUGCUACUUCAAAUCUUCUUCGGAGACACCAGCGUACUCACACUGGAGAGAAGCCGUAUCCAUGCUCACAGUGUGGAAAGUGUUUUACCACUCCUAGUAACCUCCGAACACACGAGCGUACUCACACUGGAGAGAAGCCCUAUCCAUGCUCACAGUGUGGGAAGAGUUUUACCUCUGCUGGUAAUCUCAAAACACACCAGCGCAUUCACACUGGACAGAAGCCAUAUCCAUGCUCACAGUGCGGGAAGAGUUUUACCUCUGCUGGUAAUCUGAAAAUACACCAGCGCAUUCACACUGGAGAGAAGCCGUAUCCAUGUUUACAGUGCGGGAAGAGCUUUGCUUCUUCUAAUCGUCUCCAAGUACACCAGCGUAUUCACACAGGAGAAAAGCCAUAUCCUUGCUCACAGUGCGCGAUGAGUUUUACCUCUGCUGGUAGUCUCCAAAUACACCAGCGCACUCACACUGGAGAGAAGCCGUAUCCAUGUUUACAGUGCGGGAUGAGUUUUGCUUCUUCUAAUCGUCUCCAUAUACACCAGCGCAUUCACACAGGAGAGAAGCCGUAUUCAUGUUCACAGUGCGGGAAGAGUUUUACCACUACUGGUAGUCUCCAAAUACACCAGCGCACUCACACUGGAGAGAAGCCCUAUUUCUGUUCACAGUGUGGAAAGAGCUUUGCCACUGCUAGUUACUUCCAAACACACCAGCGCAUUCACACUGGAGAGAAGCCGUAUAUCUGCUCACAGUGUGGGAAAAAUUUUGCUUCUUCUGAUCGUCUUCGAAGACACAAGCGAGUUCACACAGGAGAGAAACCGUAUCACUGCUCACAGUGUGGGAAGAGUUUUGCUCGUUCUAGUGAUCUUCAGAGACACCAGCGCACUCACACUGGAGAGAAGCCAUAUCCCUGCUUACUGUGUGGGAAGUGUUUUACCACUUCUAGUGUCCUACAAAUACACCAGCGCAUUCACACAGGAGAGAAGCCAUAUUCAUGUUUACAAUGCGGAAAGAGUUUUUCUUGUUCUGGUUAUCUUUGCAAACACCAAAACGUUCACACAGGAGAGAAGCCCCAUCACUGCUCACAAUGUGGUAAGAGCUUUAAAACUGCUAGUGAUAAACGAACACACCAGCGCAUUCACACGGGAGAGAAGCCGUAUCCAUGUUUAGAGUGCGGGAAGAGUUUUGCUUGUUCUAGUAAUCUUUUGAGACACCAGCGCAUUCACACUGGAGAGAAGCCCUAUUUCUGUUCACAGUGUGGGAAGAGCUUUACCACUGCUGAUCAACUCCAAAUACACCAACACAUUCACACAGGAGAGAAGCCAUAUUUAUGCUUACAGUGUGGGAAAAGUUUUACCACUGCUGGUAACCUACGAACACACCAGCGCAUUCACACGGGAGAGAAGCCGUAUCUAUGUUUACAGUGUGGAAAGAGUUUUGCUGCUUCUACUCAUCUUCGGAUGCACCAGCGCAGUCACACAGCUGAGAAGCCAUAUCACUGCUCACAGUGUGGGAAGAGCUUUACCACUGCUGGUGAAGUACGAACACACGAGCGUAUUCACACAGGAGAGAAGCCAUAUUCCUGCUCACAGUGUGGGAAGAGUUUUACCAAUGCUAGUAAUGUACGAAAACACCAGCGCAUUCACACGGGAGAGAAGCCGUAUCCAUGUUUACAGUGUGGAAAGAGUUUUGCUGCUUCUUAUCAUCUUCGGAUACACCAGCGCAUUCACACAGGAGAGAAGCCAUAUCACUGCUCACAGUGUGAGAAGAGCUUUACCACUGCUGGUGAAGUACGAAAACACCAGCGUGUUCACACAGGAGAGAAGCCAUAUUCCUGCUCACAGUGUGGGAAGAGUUUUACCACUGCUAGUACCGUACGAACACACCAGCGCAUUCACAUGGGAGUGAAGCCGUAUCCAUGUUUACAGUGUGGAAAGAGUUUUGCUGCUUCUAAUCAUCUUCGGACACACCAGCGCAUUCACACAGGAGAGAAGCCAUAUCACUGCUCACAGUGUGAGAAGAGCUUUACCACUGCUGGUGGAGUACGAACACACCAGCGCAUUCACACUGGAGAAAAGCCCUAUUUCUGUUCACAGUGUGGGAAGAGCUUUACCACUGCUGAUCAACUCCGAAUACACCAGCACAUUCACACAGGAGAGAAGCCGUAUCCAUGUUUACAAUGUGGAAAGAGCUUUGCUUCUUCUUUUCGUCUUCGAAGACAUGAGCGCAUUCACAUGGGAGAGAAGCCGUAUCCCUGCUCACAGUGCAGGAAGAGUUUUGCUACUUCAAAUCUUCUUCGGAGACACCAGCGUACUCACACUGGAGAGAAGCCGUAUCCAUGCUCACAGUGUGGAAAGUGUUUUACCAUUCCUAGUAACCUCCGAACACACGAGCGUACUCACACUGGAGAGAAGCCCUAUCCAUGCUCACAGUGUGGGAAGAGUUUUACCUCUGCUGGUAAUCUCAAAACACACCAGCGCAUUCACACUGGACAGAAGCCAUAUCCAUGCUCACAGUGCAGGAAGAGUUUUACCUCUGCUGGUAAUCUGAAAAUACACCUGCGCAUUCACACUGGAGAGAAGCCGUAUCCAUGUUUACAGUGCGGGAAGAGCUUUGCUUCUUCUAAUCGUCUCCAAGUACACCAGCGUAUUCACACAGGAGAAAAGCCAUAUCCUUGCUCACAGUGCGCGAUGAGUUUUACCUCUGCUGGUAGUCUCCAAAUACACCAGCGCACUCACACUGGAGAGAAGCCGUAUCCAUGUUUACAGUGCGGGAUGAGUUUUGCUUCUUCUAAUCGUCUCCAUAUACACCAGCGCAUUCACACAGGAGAGAAGCCGUAUUCAUGUUCACAGUGCGGGAAGAGUUUUACCACUACUGGUAGUCUCCAAAUACACCAGCGCACUCACACUGGAGAGAAGCCCUAUUUCUGUUCACAGUGUGGAAAGAGCUUUGCCACUGCUAGUUACUUCCAAACACACCAGCGCAUUCACACUGGAGAAAAGCCGUAUAUCUGCUCACAGUGUGGGAAAAGUUUUGCUUCUUCUGAUCGUCUUCGAAGACACAAGCGCAUUCACACACGAGAGAAGCUGUAACUCCAUUACAACACGGUAAUGUAUAGAUGUCAUGUCUAAAUACACUGCCUAGACAAAAUAGAUUAUAAAAUCGACAUCAGAAGGGUACAUUUAUUGAACUAUGUUAAGUAAGGAAUAAUCAAAGAGGUCAACUGGGUUAAGUAACCUUUAAAUUAUCUUGGAAGAAGAGUACUGAACCGUCAUCUUUGUGGAAGAAUUGUGUUCAGAAGGAUAAAACUUGACUUGAACUUCACUUGAACACUGGGAGAACUUGCAUGGCAAAAUAUCAAAAGUUUAAACUGUAAGUAUGUUUUUAAUAGUGAACGUAAGACCAUUUCUAUACACACAUGUGAUGAGAGCUUUUUUGUUUGUGAGACUCCUCAGAAUAAGAGCUUGACUUUGGUAGGGAGCAUAAAGUAUGAAUUUUGUGGCAAUGAAAAAAGGUCAUGUGGUCCAUAUUGAGCCUUUCCCAAAGCAAUGGGCGCAUCAGGGUAAGAAUGGAAGUGCAUGAAGCAAUUCACCCAUCAUUUAUAGUGGCCACUGUACAGUACAAGCCUCUGGUGGCAGUGGUGAAUCUGUGUUUAUUUCAGUUGCUUAGGUCUAGACUCAACAACAUUGUGUGUGAAUAAAAUGAAGUCAG